Carcharodon carcharias (great white shark) is the source of this 777-nucleotide messenger RNA. RefSeq names its product ENY2 transcription and export complex 2 subunit (gene eny2). The coding region runs from base 242 to 532 and encodes 96 amino acids. Gene Ontology annotation, molecular function: transcription coactivator activity; chromatin binding. The transcript is spliced from 5 exons. Lineage: Eukaryota; Metazoa; Chordata; Chondrichthyes; Lamniformes; Lamnidae. Gene Ontology annotation, biological process: positive regulation of DNA-templated transcription; regulation of transcription by RNA polymerase II; poly(A)+ mRNA export from nucleus. The record is from RefSeq and is a predicted model, not a curated record. Gene Ontology annotation, cellular component: SAGA complex; nuclear pore; DUBm complex.
AGCUGCACUCCAACCUCGGGCCAGAAUUUUCCAGACCCCCCAUCCCAACCCCGGCAGGUUCACCCGCAGCAGGGCCAGUGAGCCAUUGAAACCUCCAUUCACAUUGGAAGAUCCCACUGGUGUGAGGGACUGGAAAAUUCCGGCCUAGAUUUCUGAUUUUGGGCAUUUUCCCCCAGUAAUUACUGAUGUAAAACGUGAUACAGCUUCUUUGUGACUUUUCAAAAGUUACUAGGUUUCUGAAAUGAAUAAAGACGCACAACUCCGAGCGACUAUAAACCAGAAGUUGAUAGAAACGGGAGAACGAGAACGUCUGAAGGAGUUGCUCCGAGCAAAGCUCACUGAAUGUGGAUGGAAAGAUCAGUUGAAAGCGCACUGUAAAGAUGUGAUCAGGGAAAAAGGGUUGGAACAUGUUACAGUUGAUGAUUUGGUUGCAGAAAUUACUCCAAAAGGGAGAGCCCUAGUACCAGACAGUGUGAAGAAGGAACUUCUGCAGAGGAUAAGGACCUUCCUUUCUCAGCAUGCCAGUCUCUGAGUUUGGGAUGACCAAAUUUCGUUGCCAUUUCUUUGCUGUUUCAGAACAUGGAGUACGUGGAUCAUCAGAGUGGCUCCAGCGCCCAGAUGAAGCUGAACAUAGUUUUAUUUUUGUGACAGUUUUUUUUAAUACAUUUAUUGUCUUAUUUUUUAUUUCCUGAACGUGAUUCGCAAACAGCUUUUCUACCCACUACUUCUGUCUUUUCCUUGAUAUGUUAUAAUUUCAAUAAAAUUAUUUUGAAAUGA